Colletotrichum navitas is the source of this 1161-nucleotide messenger RNA. Its product is annotated as mitotic checkpoint regulator, MAD2B-interacting-domain-containing protein. The transcript has a single exon. The record is from RefSeq and is a predicted model, not a curated record. Gene Ontology annotation, cellular component: nucleus. Lineage: Eukaryota; Fungi; Ascomycota; Sordariomycetes; Glomerellales; Glomerellaceae. The coding region runs from base 1 to 1161 and encodes 386 amino acids.
AUGGGCUUGGUAGACUACCCGGACUCUUCAGGGUCGGAAGACGAGGCGCCCGUCAAGCCGACCACCGCGAAGCCCGCGUCCACCACAGGAAAGAAACCGUUCCAGAAAGUCGUCGACCGAUCGAACCCAGGCAAGAUCGUCGUCAACCUGCCGUCGACACAAGGGGAAGAUCCGAAACCCUCGAGCGAUGAGCCGCCAGCCAAACGCGCUCGCACCGGGAAGGGCGGCCUGUUCAGCGGCUUCAAUUCCUUCCUCCCCGCACCGAAGAACACCACGAAGGCUGCUCCGGCGCAGAGCAGGAACAGCAGCUCAUCGCGGCCAGUAUUCCAGCUCAAGACCGGCGCGGAGCCUGGCUUCAGCAGGGAAAGAGGAGGCGUAGAUGGAGAUGGAUCGUCGGGGAUAAGUGGCGGCGGCCUGGGCCUGCCCGCCCCCAAGGCUCAGGCGCAGCCGACGAUACCAGAGGGUAUGAAACCGGCGGACGAAGUCAAGUUGGUCGGGAAGCCGAUGAUGUUCAAGCCCCUCUCCGUGGCCCGGAAACCGAAGAAGAAGACCUCGGCCUCGGCUUCUCCCUCGGCAGCGCCCAAGGCGACACCUGCAGUAGAUGUAGGGUCUGAAGCGAAAGACACGCCAACGCCGGCGCCAGCACCGACGAAGGUCUCCCUCUUCUCCAUAGAAACCGAUGACGACACCGCGGCCGCGCCGACGGACGCGGCACCCGCCAGCGGCACAUACGAGCCGCUCUUCGCGACGGAGCAGCCGACGGACAAUGGCUAUGCGGACUACGCGGCGCAGGCCGGCUGGUCGGCCCCGACGACGGCGCCCGACACCGCCAACUCGCUCGACACCAUCGCCGACGAUCUCAACCUCUCGGCGGCGGCGCGGCGGGAGCUCUUUGGCCGGCAAAAGGGUAGCGGCGCGGGCGUCCCGCAGACGGCCUCGCGGGUCAUCAAUUUCAACAUGGACCAGGAGUACCAGCACAACGAGGAGCUGCGGGCCGCGGGCCAGCAGCAGAUUCACAACCCCGUGCGGUCCAUCGCGCCGGGCAAGCACAACCUGCGGCAGCUCGUCAACCAGGUGCAGAACCAACGCGAGGCGCUCGAGGACAGCUUCGCCAAGGGCAAAAGCAACAGGAAGGAGGCGUCGAGCCGGUACGGAUGGUAG